CAUUUUCUUUCUAUUACUUAAAAAUAGCCAAAAGGAAAAAACGAACACCGAAGUUCUAAUUUCCCUUUUCUUUUCUUUUAAAUGUUUAAAUAUUAGUUGGAGAGUGGGGCCCUAAUUCCGCCGGUGAAUCUUCCCUCCAUCCGCCGGCAUUUCUCGCCUUAACCAAGAGAAAUGGCGUCUUGGAAUUCGAUUCCGCUCGAGAUCACCUACCAAGUUCUCGGAUGGUUCGCCUUUGUUUCCUGGUCCAUCAGUUUCUAUCCUCAAGUCAUCUUAAAUUUCCGUAGGAAGAGUGUCGUGGGACUGAACUUCGAUUUUGUGCUGUUGAAUUUGACGAAGCACUCGACGUAUUUGAUAUAUAACGCCUCGCUUUACUUCAGCUCGGCUGUUCAGAAACAGUACUUUGACAAAUAUGGUUACGAUCAGAUGAUACCUGUUGCUGCAAGUGAUGUUGCUUUCUCAAUACAUGCUGUUCUGUUAACGGCAAUCACCUUAUUCCAAGUUGUGAUCUAUGAUCGCGGAACUCAGAUAGUUUCCAAAAUAUCUCUGACAAUUGUGAUUGUUGUAUGGAUAUUUGCUGCAAUUUGUUUCUUCAUUGGUCUGUCUAGCCAUUCUUGGCUCUGGCUAAUUUCCAUAUUCAACUCAAUUCAAGUAUUUAUGACGGCUAUUAAAUACAUACCUCAGGCAAUCAUGAACUUUUUGCGGAAGAGCACUGAUGGAUUCAGCAUUGGCAACAUACUGCUCGACUUUCUGGGAGGCUUGGCAAAUUAUGCACAGAUGGCAGUGCAGUCCAUUGAUCAAAAUUCUUGGGUUAACUUUUAUGGCAAUAUUGGGAAAACAUUGCUCUCUCUGAUAAGUAUAUUCUUUGAUCUUCUUUUCAUGCUUCAACAUUAUGUACUAUAUCCUGGCAAGAGGCCGAUUGUGUCUCAAAAAGCUGACGACAAGACAAGAGAGGCACUUAUCGCACCUCCAGAUCGCCCACAAUCAGAAGACGUGUAAGGUUAGGUUUGUCAAAUCAUGGCUUAAAAGGAAACACAUAGCUUUGUCAACUUUGACAGAUGAAACAAAUUUCAUUGAAGCUUUAGAUGUAAAUAUAAAACAUAUUUAGGAGUGUGGAGUGGUAUUCUAUUGCUUCAUAUGAGGGAAUUGUGUUGUUAUCCAUAUCUUCGCUCGCUCUUGAUUGUUUAUUUUGGGAUGGUUUUGAAAAUGAAAAUAUCUGCAGUAAACUAUAUAAGGUAGCUAAGCUGCAUUCACUAGGUUGAGAUUUUAUGCUGAUCGGGUUUUCUCGAAUCUCUAAAAACCUUUAAAAUACCUUAUUUUAUUUUAUAAUAUGGAAAUGUUCAUUGAUGUUGA
Messenger RNA from Cucumis sativus (cucumber), 1350 nucleotides. Its product is annotated as cystinosin homolog. Lineage: Eukaryota; Viridiplantae; Streptophyta; Magnoliopsida; Cucurbitales; Cucurbitaceae. Gene Ontology annotation, biological process: L-cystine transport. The coding region runs from base 172 to 996 and encodes 274 amino acids. Gene Ontology annotation, molecular function: L-cystine transmembrane transporter activity. The record is from RefSeq and is a predicted model, not a curated record. Gene Ontology annotation, cellular component: vacuolar membrane. The transcript is spliced from 9 exons.